GGAAUAGAAUUCCGCGCAUUAGUCUUCGCCAUGGACACUUCCGAAUAUUAUUCCCGCUACAGAGAUUUUGAGUGGGCCGUGGAAUUAAAUCGAUUCGGUCUGGAACUGGUCGGUUUAUGGCCUAAAAUGAACGAAAUAGCAAAGAAUAACUACGCGUCCGAUCUUCGCGUAGGCAUCAUUUUUAUUAUAAUAAUGUUCGUCUCCGGUAUUCCCCUCAUAUGCUUUCUUAUACAAGUUUGCACCGAUAUGAUACUAGUGAUAGACAACUUACAGAUUACGUUACCCCUGAUAGUGGUCUCGUUGAAACUUGUCAUCAUUAGAUGGAAACAAACAGCUGUCUCAUCCAUGGUGAAGAUGAUGGCAGAAGACUGGAUGGCGCUGAAAAUAGAUGCGGAGAGGGACGUGAUGAUGAAGCGUGCGCGGACCGCACGAUUGAUCGUGAUCUGCGGAUACGUUCUAAUGAUAUUCGCAUUCACCAUGAUCAUCGUUCUUCCUUCCUUUGGUCUGCCUUUCAGGCGCUUAACAAAUCUCACGGAUCGGGAUAGACCGUUGCCGCUGCCGACGUAUUAUUUUUACGAUACGGAUAAGAGUCCGCAAUUUGAGUUGACACUUCUUAUUCAAGCCGCGACGAUCUUCUUGGCGGCUGUAACUUACACGUCGGUGGACGCUUUCCUCGGACUCGUGAUCCUCCACAUUUGCGGUCAGCUAGAGAACUUUAAACACCGAUUAGACAGCUUGUCUUCGAGCAAAGACUUCGACUGCGCUCUACGCAACAACGUGAUCGCUCAUUUGCGGCUUAUCAGAUUUGCCGAUAAAAUGGAGAAUAUAUUUACCUUAAUGAUGUUGAGUCUAGUGUUCUAUUUUGGUAUCGUAUUUUGCCUAUAUGGAUUUUUGUUGCUCAGUGUGAUCACCAAUGCAGAGAGCAAUGUCUCUCUCUCGCGAGUAGGCUACGUAGUAGUCGGUGUCAUUACUCUACUAGCCCAUACGUUUCUCUAUUGCGGUGCCGGCGAAAUUAUAACAGAACAAUGCGAAGCAAUAUGUUAUGCCCUAUAUGAUCUUGAUUGGUACAAAUUGGAAUCGAGAGAAGCAAGAAACCUAUUAUUAUUAAUGAUACGUGCCAGUGAACCUUUUCGCAUUACUGCUGGAAAGAUCAUUCCGCUGACGAUGACUACGUUUUGUACUCUGCUAAAAACAUCGGCUAGUUAUAUAUCGUUUUUACUGGCCAAGCGAGGUUGAAGCAAAA
This is a messenger RNA of Cataglyphis hispanica, 1243 nucleotides long. Its product is annotated as odorant receptor 13a-like. Lineage: Eukaryota; Metazoa; Arthropoda; Insecta; Hymenoptera; Formicidae. The record is from RefSeq and is a predicted model, not a curated record. The transcript is spliced from 7 exons. Gene Ontology annotation, cellular component: plasma membrane. Gene Ontology annotation, biological process: detection of chemical stimulus involved in sensory perception of smell; sensory perception of smell. The coding region runs from base 31 to 1236 and encodes 401 amino acids. Gene Ontology annotation, molecular function: olfactory receptor activity; odorant binding.